CGUGCUCCACUGCCCGGAAGGAGUAGCUACACGCGGUAGUUGGAGUGAGAAGCCGAGUCUAGUUAGUACCCGGUGCUGUGGUCAGUGCAAUGCCCAAAGCCAAGGGAAAGACUCGGAGGCAGAAGUUCGGUUAUAAUGUUAACCGGAAGCGUCUGAACCGGAAUGCUCGACGGAAGGCAGCGCCGCGGAUCGAAUGCUCACACAUCCGACAUGCCUGGGACCAGACCAAAUCGGUGCGGCAGAACCUGGCCGAGAUGGGUUUGGCUAUGGACCCCAACAGGGCAGUGCCCCUUCUUAAGAGAAAGGUAAAGGCCAUGGAAGUGGAUGUAGAGGAGAGGCCUAAGGAGCUUGUGCGGAAGCCUUAUGUGCUUAAUGACCUGGAGGCAGAAGCCAGCCUUCCAGAAAAGAAAGGAAAUACACUGUCACGAGAUCUCAUUGACUAUGUUCGCUACAUGGUGGAGAACCAUGGGGAGAACUAUAAGGCUAUGGCCCGGGACGAGAAGAAUUACUAUCAAGAUACCCCAAAACAGAUUCGGAAUAAGAUCAACGUCUACAAGCGUUUUUACCCAGCAGAGUGGCAAGCCUUCACUGAUUCUUUGCAAAAGAAUAAAAUGGAGGUUGAGUGACUGGUUUAUGCCUGCCCCAGGUUGAGGCUUCCUCUUGGACCAGAGAAGCAAGGAGGGGGUGUCCAUUUACAGAUGAGGCCAGCCAAACCCCAUGGAAUCAAAAGGUUACAAUGCACGUGUGUGUGUGUGCCUGUGUGCACACACACACAUACAAUCUCUCUCACAUUUCACUUUGGAGAAAAUACUGUCUCCCAGAGACUCCAAUUUAUAUUCUUCUGGGGACUCUGGGAAAAGCCAGAACCUGCUGUUUAAUGAGUAGGCGGUUUGUUUGAAUAUAGUCUGUGUACAAUAAAAUAGUUAUUUUUACUUC
Budorcas taxicolor (takin) is the source of this 936-nucleotide messenger RNA. RefSeq names its product NOP16 nucleolar protein (gene NOP16). The record is from RefSeq and is a predicted model, not a curated record. Lineage: Eukaryota; Metazoa; Chordata; Mammalia; Artiodactyla; Bovidae. Gene Ontology annotation, cellular component: nucleolus. Gene Ontology annotation, biological process: ribosomal large subunit biogenesis. Bases 90 to 626 code for a protein of 178 amino acids. The transcript has 5 exons.